ACUAGAAAGUCGGUAAAACAACAGAAAAUACAUACACAAAAAAAGUUCAUAGUACCUCAGAGUGUCAGCUCUUUCACUUUCCAUUGUCAACAAGAAAAAGGUGUUUUUGUGGUUGAAUUCGGGGAUCGAGUUUGAAACUUUGGGAGAGUUCUUGGGAGUGAAAGUGUUAGGAGCUUCGUGAAGUUUUUCAUGUUGUUUAUGUAUUUGUUUCUAGUUGUUUUUGUGGUUUAAGUGCGGGAUCAAGUUUGAAACUUUGGGAGAGUUCUUUAUAGGGAAUGAAAUUGUUUGGAAGUUCUUGAAGUUUCAUGUUGUUUAUAUGUUUGAUCUGAUGGCUUUGUUGUGUGUGUGAUUGGAUUUGGGGAUCAAGUUUGAAACUUUCGGAGAGUUAUUUGGGAAUGGAGUUUGGAGGUUCUUGAAGUUUCAUGUUGUUUAUGUACUUGUUUGUGUUUUUGUGGUUGAAUUUGGGGAUCAAGUUUGAAACUUCGGGAAUGAAUUUGGAAGUUUCGUGUUGAUUAUGUGGUGUAUGACUGUAUUUGGGGUUCAAGUUUGAAGCUUUGGGAGGUUGUCAGGGAGUAAAUGUUUGUUGGAUCGAAUAGACUGAUUAAGGAUUCUAUUAUUGACUAUUGUGGAGCUCUUCUGAUGAGCUGAGAUGUGAAAAAAUAGAAGUGAUCUCAGGAUUAAAAGAAAAGAAGAACGUGGGAGGUUCAUAUUCUCUGGAUUCGACUAUAACAAGGUAUAAGUUUCAACGUCGUGUUGGAAUUUGGGAGAUUUAACUUGGAAUAGUUUGUAGGUCGAAAAUGGGGUCAAGACAAGAGAGGCAUAGAUCUGAUCAUGAUCUUGUGCCAUUAGCAGCACUGAUAAGCAGAGAAUUGCGGAAUGAAAAAAUGGAGAAGCCAACUGUAAGAUACGGAUGUGCAGCUCAGUCUAAGAAAGGUGAGGAUUAUUAUCUGAUGACGACAGAUUGCCAGAGAAUUCAUGGCAAUCCUUCAUCCGCCUUCUCUGUGUUUGCGAUCUUUGAUGGACAUAAUGGAACAGCAGCCGCAGUGUACUCAAGGGAUCAUCUACUAAAUCAUGUUUUGGGUGCCAUUCCUUGUGGACUGGGGAGGGAUGAGUGGCUUCAAGCUUUGCCUCGUGCACUAGUUGUAGGGUUUGUGAAAACUGACAAGGAGUUUCAGAAGAAAGGACUAACAUCUGGAACUACAGCUACAUUUGUGAUUGUUGAUAGAUGGACCGUGACAGUUGCGUCUGUUGGAGAUUCACGCUGCAUUUUGGAUACUCAGGGUGGUGCUGUUUCAGAAUUAACUGUAGAUCACAGGCUUGAAGAAAAUGCAGAGGAAAGGGAGCGUGUCACAGCAAGUGGAGGCGAAGUAGGAAGACUUUGUAUUUUUGGUGGUACUGAGAUUGGUCCUCUUCGCUGUUGGCCAGGAGGUUUAUGCCUUUCAAGAUCAAUCGGAGAUAUGGAUGUAGGAGAAUUCAUUGUUCCAAUACCAUAUGUCAAACAAGUGAAACUAUCAACUGUAGGUGGAAGGCUAAUUAUUGCAUCUGAUGGAGUUUGGGAUGCCAUAUCAUCAGACAUGGCUGCCAAGUCUUGUCAUGGCUUGCCUGCUGAGCUUGCUGCUAGACAAGUUGUGAAGGAAGCUUUGAGGACACGAGGGUUGAAGGAUGACACAACAUGCAUAGUAGUUGACAUAAUACCUCCCGAUAACACUGUACAGCCUGCAACUCCGCCCAAGAAGUAUAACAAGCUUCGAUCUCUUUUUUUCAGAAGAAACUCGCAAAAAUCUGCUGGUAAACUAUCGAAAAAGCUGUCAGCUGUAGGCAUUGUAGAAGAACUGUUUGAAGAAGGCUCAGCAAUGCUUGCUGAAAGAUUGGGGAGUGAGGAUUCAAAUGGUCCAUCAAUGUCCGGUCUCUUCAUUUGUGCUGUUUGCCAGGUCGACCUUGCUGCAAGUGAAGGCAUAUCAGUACAUGCUGGUUCAAUUUUCUCGACAAGCUCAAAGCCUUGGCAAGGUCCAUUUCUAUGUGCUGACUGUUGCAAUAAGAAGGAUGCCAUGGAAGGAAAACGACCAAGUGGUGUUAAAGUCACUUAACUCGUGCAUCGUUGCCAAGUUGUGUCUACAAUUUUGUUACAGUAAUUCUUUCUGAUAUCUGCCUCAUAUCUUAGUUAAAUUCAAAGGUGAUUUAUUGAACAUUGGCAUCAGAGCAUAAUACUAUAUGUCAGCCAAUAAUGUAAAUAGGUUCUAUCAAACGAAGAAGUGUGAUAAUAGUUAUGAGAUUAAUCUAAAAGAUGUAUUUUCUUCUUGUUGUUC
Solanum lycopersicum (tomato) is the source of this 2306-nucleotide messenger RNA. RefSeq names its product probable protein phosphatase 2C 15. Gene Ontology annotation, molecular function: protein serine/threonine phosphatase activity. The record is from RefSeq and is a predicted model, not a curated record. Lineage: Eukaryota; Viridiplantae; Streptophyta; Magnoliopsida; Solanales; Solanaceae. Gene Ontology annotation, biological process: peptidyl-threonine dephosphorylation.